AUGACAGCGCCAUUGUGGCAAAAUAAGAAUGAGAAAAAGCACACAGUUAAAAGAGCGUUAUCAACGGAUAUGACCAGCAACAUUUUAAGUAGCACAAACGCGAGCUCAAACGAAGAAAAUUCUAGAAGUUCUUCUGCUGCCAAUGUACGGUCCGGAACAGCUGCAAAUACACUUGUUAAUGGCAGCAGCACUAGAAAGAGGCUUGCAUGCACUAAUUGUAGAAAUAGAAGGAAAAAAUGUGAUUUAGGCUUUCCCUGUGGUAACUGUUCUAGGUUGGAAUUGGUUUGUAAUGUUAAUGACGAGGACUUAAGAAAAAAACGGUACACCAAUAAAUAUGUGAAGUCUUUGGAAAGCCAUAUUGCUCAGCUGGAGACCAACUUAAAAAAUCUCGUUCAGAAGAUCUACCCUGAUGACGAACAAAUGCUGAAUCGAAUGAUGGUAGGAGAUGUAUUGUCAGCUCUUCCAGAUACUUCCCAAGUCUCAAUCAACUAUACUGACCAAACUCCCUCCCUUCCAAUUCCCGCAACUAGAGGUACAUUCAUUAUUGAUAAUGAUAAGGUUAGUCAACCUCUACCGUCCUUUGACCAACAAACAGAGCGCUCCACUUUAAAUUCAGGUCUUUUCAACACCCAAAAGCAAAAUUUUGGAGAGUCUCUUGAUGAUCAGCUACUUUUACGAAGAUCGAUAACACCACAAGGUGAAAAAAAGAAGAAGCCGUUAGUAAAGGGCAGUCUUUAUCCUGAAGGACCUGUGAGUUACAAACGGAAGCAACCAGUAAAAUCGGACAGUUUGUUGCCUGCGUCUUCAUUAACAGCUGCUGCAGAUCCAUCUACAUUUUCAGAUGGCAUAACCGUCAGUAAUCCCACCCUAGUUAAUGGUGAACUGAAGAAACGCAUAUCCGAUUUGAAGACCACUGUAAUUGUAAGAGGACUGAAUGACGAUAAUCCCAACUCUAUUAAUAAUGAUCCCAGGAUCUUGAAAUCACUUUCUAAUUUUUAUAAGUGGUUGUAUCCUGGUUAUUUUAUUUUUGUUCACAGAGAAAGUUUUCUUUAUGGCUUCUUCAAUCACUCCAAGAAUAACUAUGAAGACUCAAGUUACUGUUCUGUCGAAUUGAUAUAUGCCAUGUGUGCCGUGGGUUCGAGGCUUACUCCGGACCUACAAGAAUAUUCAGAAGUAUAUUAUCAGCGAAGCAAGAAGACUUUAUUACAGCUCGUCUUUGAUGAGCAAAGUACAGCCCGUAUCACAACAGUACAAGCGCUAUUUUGCUUAGCCUUUUACGAAUUGGGGAAGGGCAAUAAUCAAUUGGGGUGGUAUUUCUCCGGUCUAGCUAUCAGGGUCGGCUACGACAUGGGGUUUCAAUUGGACCCUAAAGUAUGGUACGUUGAUGAUAACAAUCUACAGUUAACCCAAAGUGAGUUGGAAAUAAGAUCAAGGAUUUACUGGGGUUGCUACAUAGCGGAUCAUUUUAUUUGUUUAAUGUUGGGCAGAACGUCCACAUUAAGCGUCAGUAACUCAACAAUGCCAGAAUCAGAUGAACUACCAGAAGUCAAUGGCACGGAAGAGUUUAGGUUUAUUGGAAGACAUGUUUUACAGAUAUCCUUGCCUCUGAAAAACUUGAUAAUUUUGUCCAGGCUUGUACAAAUAUUCACCUCUAAAAUUUUCAUCGAGUCGGAAGAUAUAGCACAAAAACUAAAGUAUUUGAAUACUUUCAACUCUCAGGUCUACAACUGGAGACAAUCUCUACCUGAAUUCUUGCAAUGGUCCAAAACACUCAUCGAUAACGAUGACGUAUCUACAGAUCCCACCAUAUCUUACUUCUGGUAUUGCUACUAUAUAGUUCGGCUUACCUUCAACAAGCCAUUCAUAGAAGACUCCCAAGAAUCAGAAACGGUAGUUAUAGAGAUCAUUGAUGACUUGAAGACUUUGCUGGACAAUUUCGGGAAGAAAUUCGGAAACUAUACGAAGGGAAAUCUCUAUCAGCUUUACUCAUGCCUGUUGGCCAUCAACUGUUUAAAGAAGCUAAAGGAAGUCCGUUCUAGUGAGCAAGACUCAUGGAAUGCACAGUUGGAAUUUUUUAAUCAUAUCUUCUACACACAACUAUAUCCCGCAUAUGAUCUGCCGAAAAAGCUGCAGGAGGAUACCGAGCUGGAAACAGAACAAGAAAACCAAAUGUUGAAUCAAGUUGGAAAUAUAAACUACACGCACGAUUUCUCACUCUCCCACGAAAUCGAUGAUCUGAUCAGAGAGUUGUUUGGAGUGGGCACACCUCAAAAGCUCUGA
Saccharomyces paradoxus is the source of this 2280-nucleotide messenger RNA. RefSeq names its product Tea1p (gene TEA1). Gene Ontology annotation, biological process: regulation of DNA-templated transcription; DNA-templated transcription. The record is from RefSeq and is a predicted model, not a curated record. NCBI's taxonomy places the organism in Eukaryota, Fungi, Ascomycota, Saccharomycetes, Saccharomycetales, Saccharomycetaceae. Bases 1 to 2280 code for a protein of 759 amino acids. The transcript has a single exon. Gene Ontology annotation, molecular function: zinc ion binding; DNA-binding transcription factor activity, RNA polymerase II-specific; DNA binding.